AUGCCACCGACAGGAUUCAAACGCUCUCGGGCUCUCUGGGACCACGCUCGAAGACCAUAUUCGAAUUGGAAAGAUGGAUGUUUGAGCUGGAUGCAAGCGUUUCUAUACGAGCUUCAACCGAUUCGAAUGUCCCUAAUUGACUUUCGGGCUUGGAAGAAGCGGAUUUCUAAUUUGAUUGUUAACGCCGGGGAUUUUGUCACAAAAACGACACCAACCGGGUGCAAGAUUCUUGUCUCUUUUUUGACUCGGCUGAACCGCCAGCAAUGGGCGUUACUUGCUGCGAUUGUGCUGUACUACGUCUUUGUUCGUGUCGUACAUGAUGUUCUGGAAGCUGGACCGAUCGUCCUUAUCUUGACAGCACUUGGUGCUAUUUUUACGGUCGGUCUGAGCGAUGAGGAAACCAAUGGGCUGUCCGCGUACUCCGUUUUCAAUCGCGGCUUUCAACGAAUAAUGGGAUCAGUCGAUCCAGAAGAGCUUCUAGCUCAGCAUGUCGGAGGAGGAAUGAUCGGUAUGCCUAUGGCACAACGACCUCCGCCGCAUCAGAAUCGUCAAAGGGAUAGGCAUCAUCCUCCAAGAGUAGAGCCCGCCGAACCCGAUGUCGCUGUUCCCCCGGAUCACGUCGAUGAACCUGCCCUUGAUGAUAAUGUACACAAUAAUCGCCGAGCUCGUAAAUCCGGCAAAAAAGCGCGCCGAGGUAACCUUGAGCAACGUCGGGAGAUGAGACAUCAGCGAGAAGCAGCUCUAGCAAUGGGAUUUGGUGGAGAU
Phaeodactylum tricornutum CCAP 1055/1 is the source of this 765-nucleotide messenger RNA. RefSeq lists its product with no specific name. The transcript has a single exon. Lineage: Eukaryota; Bacillariophyta; Bacillariophyceae; Surirellales; Neidiaceae. The annotation marks the transcript as partial. The record is from RefSeq and is a predicted model, not a curated record.